GCCUGACUGCCUGCGAUGAGAGGUACGCGAUAAGUGAGCGCAACACAAUCUGCUACAAUGAGACAUCUUUCCAUAAUGUGAAGCCUGCAGUAAUCAUUCUUGAAUUUCUCGCCUGUUGAAAGUUCACCAUCAUUCAGCCUCUCUCUAACCACUUGUCCUCUCCAAAUAUUAUCACCUGCGACUAUGGCAGGCCAAGCGAAGCCUGCGGCUCCGCGACGAUCGGUGCGCAGCCAGAACAAAAGUCAGACCAGACUGCAGUUCACCCCGUUAUCGUCGUCCUCACCUGCAAAAGCAAACUACAGCCAGGCAGUACAGGAUCGACUGGCCGGCGUGAGAUACCAUGGUGCAAAAGAAUCGACCACCAGGCGUGAUGGCGAUGUCGAGAGCCAAAUUCAAACACUUCCAACUCCCGAACCAUCCUCUCAGCUGGAAGUCACUCGGGAUGGUUUCCCACGAGAGCCCACCCACGUCUCACUUCCCUCGUCGCCGACUCCUGUUCGAUCAGUAGAUGCUCAGCAGGUAGACAGUUCUGAUGAAGAUGAUCUAAUACCUUCGACGAGGAAGAGAAGAAGAUCGUCGCCAUCUGUUGACACACCUACUUUGCCUUCAGGCAGACGUUCAUCACGGUUGCACCCAGGCGCAUCUUCACCAAUCCAUGAUUUUACGAAGGACUUGCCCAGCUCUCCUCCGACCCGACGAUCUGGAAGAUUGAGACGCAAAUCGCCGGGACCAUUUGCAGGAUCGCAGCGAUCUCGAUCUGGCCAGUCCGUUGUCUCUGCCGCAAUCCCAACUCCUACCCGUCGAAAGUCUUCCGUCUUCUCCAACCUCGGCUCAGCCGAAACCAGCGACGACGAUGAUCCAGUCAUGGUAUCAAAGCCAACCUCGCGACGUAGGAAAUCACGAGCAGACGCCAAAGAUCCUUUCGUUGUGAAUGACGACGAGAUCCAAUAUCAGACCGAGGAAGAGGUGCCCAGAUCCCACAAACGAAAAACACCCAGGAAAAAAGGAGACGAUUUUGUGGUGGACGACAAUGAUGUUGAAUAUAUCUCUUCAGACGAGGAGCAUCACAUUGCUGACAGAAGCGCCAAGUCACGUCGGUUAUCUGCGAAGCAAAAAUCGCCCCGACGUAAAACACGAGAGGAGCAGGCGGAGCUAGCGGAAGAUCUACAGGAUUUACAAGAUUCUGAUGAUGAAGAUAUUGCGAUCAAUUCUCGUACAAGAGGUGGGCCCGUCACGACGCAACGCGAUAAGGCCAGAGCACAUUUUGAGGUUUUGAGACGUCGACGGGCGGGCGAGAAGGUGGCCCGAGUCGUAGACUCCGAAGAGGAAGGGGAAGAGGCAGAACCAGAAGGAGUCGAUAUCGAUCUGAUUGGACAACCUGCUUAUGACAUCUCAGAUCGAGAUUCGAUGCAUUCAUCGAUCGACACAGAUCAGGAAUCCGUACAAGAACAGGUCGAGGAUGAGGACGAUUUUGUGGAGCAGGACUCUACAGGACGCCUCGGUCGACCACAUACUGAUAUCCCCCUUCAAUUCACAUCAUUUGCCUCAGCAAAGCCGCGUGAACUAUUUCCUCAUAUCAUUGAGUGGCUCGUCAAGAACAAGAUCGCGCCAGCAUUUUCCCGCGACGAUGAAUUGUACCGUCUGGCCUUUUCGAGGGUCGACGACCAGGUCAAGGCCCAAGCUGGCAGUAGACUCAUAUCUUCUGCUUGGGGGGCCGAUUUCAAGAGAACAAUUAUGGCGAGACCUACAAUGAAGGUGGUCGCUCUGCCAGGCGAGGACGAAGACAACAUUCGGACUUGCGAUGCGUGCAAUCGGACGAAUCAUCCUGCUAGGUAUGAAUUCGUCUUCUCCGGCGAACCGUACCACCAGAAGACAUUGGAGCCCGUGGACAACUGGGACGAGGACGACGAAGCUGAUCACGAUGAUGGCGCUACCUAUGACGAGCACGGCCAUCUGCUCCCGCCUGAGAAUCGACGCUUCUACCUAGGACGAUUCUGUGCUGCCAAUGCGGAAAUGGGCCACAAAUUGACGCAUUGGAAGUACCAUCUGAACGAGUCGCUCAUGGCCUAUCUCGAGGAGCAAGGGGUUCUAUCUGCCGAGGCCAUCAUCGCCCGCGACAAGAUGAACCACAAGAAACGCGAGAAACAAGCCGAGAAUGUCGUCGACGAGAUGCAAGAAACUGGUGUGAUUGCGGAGCUGUGGGCCAAUUUCGAAAACGAUCUCAACGAUGCAAGACUGGGGAUGGAAGAUUACGAGAAGAAGGGUGGCCGUUCUAAAGGACGAAUUGGCGCUAUCAGGUCCACUGCCAACGGGCUGGUGAGAGAAUGGUCCGGCGGCAGGUAUCGGAUCACGAGAGCACCGGAUUCCGAUUCAGGAGGAGAGUAACGCUGAGAGAAUAUCCUCCAGAAGAGGUACUCAGCAGACAACGAUUUUCGGGACAAUUUACUCAACCUCUUUGAGAAACAGGCGACUGUGGAAAGCCGGACAUGACACCCUAUCUCACCAGGUGGGAGUCCGGCUUUGUUUACAGCGACAAGAUGAGCUGUUCCUUUGUAUACCCCCAUAGUAUCCUAUUUUGGCCAUGCGAGUCUGAAUCAGCUGCAUCAUGAUGUUUGUGAACGUUUAUUCUUUGUUCCUUGAAUUUACAGUUAUCGAAUAAGAGACGAGAUCAUAC
Molecule: messenger RNA, 2674 nt
Organism: Exophiala xenobiotica
Lineage: Eukaryota; Fungi; Ascomycota; Eurotiomycetes; Chaetothyriales; Herpotrichiellaceae
Exons: 2
Coding region: 184-2385 (733 amino acids)
Cellular component (GO): nucleus
Source: RefSeq, a predicted model, not a curated record